Messenger RNA from Pogonomyrmex barbatus (red harvester ant), 1733 nucleotides. RefSeq names its product Imaginal disc growth factor 4 (gene Idgf4). Gene Ontology annotation, biological process: chitin catabolic process; carbohydrate metabolic process. Gene Ontology annotation, molecular function: chitin binding; chitinase activity. The record is from RefSeq and is a predicted model, not a curated record. Gene Ontology annotation, cellular component: extracellular region. NCBI's taxonomy places the organism in Eukaryota, Metazoa, Arthropoda, Insecta, Hymenoptera, Formicidae.
UACUCGAAUUGAAGAUCGGAUCGAGGUUUCAAAGUCCCUGACGAGGAGCAACAACGCGCCAGUAUGUUCCUUUCGUUACUGAAGUUCCAGACAGCAAAAAUGAAGACGUUACUCUUGGCCGUUUUCGCGUUGCUGUGCAUUCAAGCGGUGUUCAGCGUAGAUCCUAACGAACACAACAAAGUAGUUUGCUAUUGGAAUAGCACGGCUUACGAAAGACAAGGUCCAGCCAAAUUUCAAAUUGAAGACGUUAGACUCGCUUUAUCUCUCUGCACUCACCUUAUCUACGGAUAUGCUCACAUCAAUUCUGACUUCGAGAUUGUUCCCGGCUCACCGAGUUUAGAUACCGGAUCGGGUUACUCCUAUUACAGACUCGCCACGCAACUGAAGAGAUCGUUUCCCGAUUUGAAGGUUUAUCUGAGCGUCGGAGGAAACUCCGAUCCUUACGAUGAGGAACACAAGUAUCUCGUGCUGACCGAGACUUCAGAAGGCAGAACGAAGUUUAUCAACUCCGUGAACCGUUUGCUGAACGAUUACGACUUUGAUGGAAUCGACCUGGCAUGGCAGUUUCCACCAGUAAAGCCCAAGAAAAACCGUGGCACUUUUAGUUCCAUCUGGCACGGUAUCAAGAAGAAGCUCGGCUACGGGAAAUUCAAGGACGAGAAGGAGCAGGAGCAUCGCGAUGGUUUCACGAUUCUGGUUCGUGAUUUGAAAACGCAAUUGAGACCGAGAUUCAAGGCCCUGACUCUCACGGUGUUGCCUCACGUUAACGCCAGUGUUUACUACGAUGCCAGAUUAUUGGCGCCCAACAUCGAAGCCGUGCAUCUAUUUGCUUUCGAUCAAAAGACGCCGGAGCGCAAUGCGAAGGAGGCCGACUUCCCAGCACCAAUUUACGCCAGUUACGGCCGUGUUGCCGAAGAUAAUAUUGAUGUUCAGGCAAGUUACGGACACGAGAGAGAUGACAAUAUUGAUGCUGCGGCAAGAUACUGGUUGGAGCAUGGGACUCCUGGCAGCAAGAUUGUCAUCGGCAUUCCUACGUACGCUCGCACGUGGAAACUGACGGCUGACAGCCAGAUUUCUGGCGUACCGCCCAUCGUGACUGAUGGCCCGGGUACACCCGGACCUCACACCAACGAGCCGGGAUUGCUGUCCUACGCCGAGAUGUGCGCCAGGCUGACCGAGCACGCGGUGGGACGACUGCGACGAGUCAGCGAUCCGUCCAAGAAGUACGGCAGCUAUGCUUAUCAGGCCUACGACGGUGACACUGGAACCGAAGGAAUCUGGGCGGGUUAUGAGGAUCCGGAUACCGCUGGUAACAAGGCUGCGUAUGUGAAGUCCAAGGGUCUCGGCGGUGUGGCGAUCGUGGAUCUCUCCCUGGAUGACUUCCGGGGCGUUUGCACCGGCGAGAAGUACCCUAUCAUCAGAGGAGCUAAAUACAAGCUGUAGAGAUGAGCGGAGAAGAUUCGAAAUCGCGAAUCGGCAAUCGGAAUCGAGAUUUGGAAAUCUAGCCGCGAUAUCCGAGCGAGAGGAUUUUAAUUGAUUUCGGAAAAGGAAUAUUUUGGAUGCUGGUCGUGAUCCUACUACAGUGAUCGUAUUUAUAUGUCGUCCUAUAUGAGCUGUAUAUUUCGAGACUUUUAACGAGGAAAUUUUUAACGAGCGAAUUUUAAUGAGGAUCGUAAUGCCGAUAUUUUAGAUGUAUUUUACUUGAGAAUAAUAAAAAUAUCGCUGCUUUAUUA